CACACACAUACACACACACACACAUGCGAAUAGACCGAUCAACCGACCAAACUGAUUCAUUCAUUUUAUUUUUAUUCACAAUAUAUAAAUCUACUAGAUGCCAGAAUACGGAAUCUUUUUUUCAUUUAUUCAUUCAUUCAUUCAUUCAUUGAUUUGCUCACUAUGUGUAAUGUUGUUGAAUCCAAUUAGAAUUCUAUAUAUGUGUUUGAUGUUAUUUUUUUUUCAAUUCUCAUCAUAAUCGAUAAGCGAAAAUAAUUAAAAACGAUUGGCUCGAGUAAUCAUGGCAAUUAUUCUGGAUGAUAAUGAUAAAUUAAUCAUCAUCAUUGUGGCUGCAACAUUAAUUUUGAUAACAUUAUUCAUUACAUUAUGCGUUGUUUGUCCAUGGUGUUUGUUUCAUCGUUUGAUACUUAAAUCUAAACAGAAGAAAAAAACCUUACUAAAAACCAGUUAUCCAUCAUUAGCUGGUGGCCAACAGAAUCCAGAAUCGCAGCAUUUUCAUUUUUCCAUUGUUCCAGUAUAUGGUACGAAAACACAUUUACAAACAACAUCAGCGACUACAGCCACAACAAUGAUGAUGAAUGAUAAACAACAUCAAUGUAAUGGCCAUCAUUAUCAAUCAAUAUUGAAUAAUCAAUUUGAAAAUUUAACAAAUUUAGCUCGAUUACGUUAUUCAUUACAUAGUAAUAAUAAUGGUGAUAAUGAUCAAAUAUCAUCAUCAUCAUCAUCGACAAAUAAUCAACAAUCAGUCACAAAUGUUAAAUUACCAAAAUUGGAAGCAACAAUUUAUUAUAAAUCUAUAUCAUCCACAGGAAAUAAUGAUGAAUCAUCAUCGCCAUCAUCAUCAUCAUCCAAUAUCCGUAUCCAUAUUGCUAUUCAUCGAAUAUUUGAUCUUACAAUGAAUGAACUUUCAAUUGAACCAUCACCAUAUGUGGUUGCCAUUCUAAUUGGUGGUUUUCGUUUACAACGAAAAAGUCUAGUCCUUAAUAAAGUUUUACAAAAUGAAAUGUUUCGCACUGAAACUAUUCGACGAACAUUGGACACACGAUUGAAUCGAAAAUUUAUUAGUGAACCAUUAUCCAGGAAUAUAUUGAAAGAUUCGACAAUAAAAUUACGUUUAAUGCAUGAUGAACGUUAUGCUAAUGAUGUCUGUCUUGGUGAAUUGUGUAUACCAUUGAAAAAAAUUCAAUCAUUUGAAGAGCUAAAACAACGACAACAACAACAACAACAACCAUUAUUGAUGAAUGGUGUGGAUUCUGGUGAUAAUGAUUCACAAAAUGUUAGCAAUGAUGAUGAUGAUGAUAUUGAAUCUAAUGAUUAUCAAUUUCAAUCAAAUGUUUAUACAUUAAUUCCAAUCAAAGAAAUCAAAGGCGAAAUAAUGAUGGGCCUUUGUUAUUUGCCUACAUCUCGACGUGUAAAUAUAACAAUUAUCAAGGGAACAAUACGAAAUUCAAUAUCACGAUUUAUUGAUCAAUCAACAUCGAUGAUGAUGACUACGACGACAACGACGACAUCAAAUCAUCAAGCAUUCUAUAUAAAAGCAUUAAUGUUUCACAAUGGAAAAUUAAUUAGAAAGAAAAAAACUUCACUAAGCAUACGAUUAGCCUGGGGUAAAGAUGAAACAAUUUCAUUCGAUUUAUCACCAGAAGAAUCCAGUGAACAGAUGUCAUUGAUGUUAAUUUUAGCAUAUAAAAUGCAGGAUUCAAAUUCUCCAGAAUCACCAGAUAGUCCUAUGGAAAAUACACAGCCACCACCACCAUCAUCAUCAUUAUCAUCUGUCAUCAAUCAUCAACAGCAUAAACAACAUUCACAAACAAAUACAAAUUCAAUACCUUUUGCCCGAAACAGUUUACGAAAAGAAUCCUGUAUUGGACAUUUUGUUUUGGAUCGUCCAACUUGGAUUGAAAUUGUAAGAAAACCUCGUAAACAGAUAGUUAAGUGGUAUAAACUUUUCUAG
Dermatophagoides farinae (American house dust mite) is the source of this 1954-nucleotide messenger RNA. Lineage: Eukaryota; Metazoa; Arthropoda; Arachnida; Sarcoptiformes; Pyroglyphidae. The record is from RefSeq and is a predicted model, not a curated record.